Mollisia scopiformis is the source of this 459-nucleotide messenger RNA. RefSeq lists its product as uncharacterized. NCBI's taxonomy places the organism in Eukaryota, Fungi, Ascomycota, Leotiomycetes, Helotiales, Mollisiaceae. The transcript has a single exon. The record is from RefSeq and is a predicted model, not a curated record. The coding region runs from base 1 to 459 and encodes 152 amino acids.
AUGAACACCGCCGAUGGCAACUCGUCCUCGCUAAAUUCCUAUACCACCUUCAAUAUAGGCGUUAAUAGCAUCUGGAAAAAGAUUUACGUAUUCAUCCGACCCGAUGUUGGAGGCAAAGGCGACUUGAGCCUGCUCUUGGGACUACCAUGGCUGCACGACGUUGAUGCGAAGUUCAACAUCCGCGAGAGUAAGAUUGAAAUCGGUGAUCGCGGCGUUGGCGAGAACAUUGUCACGUUACAAAGACCGAUUUUCAUCCCGUCAGAGAAGCACAAACUCAUCCUCCACCCCAAGCCCCUAGGACGUCAGCCAGGUGGCAAGAUCCCGAUUAAGAUUCCCAGAAUGAAGCGCAAGGAGAGCGCGCGACCGGACAGCUCUAGUAGUUCCGAUGAGAACUACACGGACACUAAUAGCUACUCCACCAAUAAAAAUCGGAAAACUCAUAAGCCCGUUACGACCUAA